This is a messenger RNA of Dermacentor silvarum, 12024 nucleotides long. RefSeq lists its product as uncharacterized. Bases 638 to 5914 code for a protein of 1758 amino acids. The transcript is spliced from 30 exons. The record is from RefSeq and is a predicted model, not a curated record. Lineage: Eukaryota; Metazoa; Arthropoda; Arachnida; Ixodida; Ixodidae.
GCUGCGCAAGCAGCGCCCGGGCUUGGAUCCGUGUCGCUUUGCCACAAGCAGUGCAGCGGAAAAGUCCGUGCGCCGGUAAGCCUAACGUAGCCCCGGGUUCGCCGCCGCUCACCCCCACCUCUCUUCCGAGGGAGGCAGCAGCUGUGUCGACGACGCAGUCAGGUGGCGUGCGCUUGCCGUCCGGCGACGGUGCUUCUGCGCGUUCUGCGACUCGUCACAGUGCGCGGCGCACCUAUGACUACGACGGCCACGCGGCUCGCUUUACCCUAUCCGGCAACAGCAGUUGCGUGACAACCCCCGUGUGCUCAGGUACUGCGCGGCGCUUGUUGUCCUCGAGCUCGUGAAGGCGCCAAGACGGAUUAGGCGGCGCACACGCUGCCGCCCGACGAGAGACGACCGCGUACCUCCCGCGCAAGUCUUCUCCGCCAGCAGUCAACUCCGGCUGAGUAAGGCAGUAGUGGUCGGCUGACACGGGGCCCAGCUCCAAGUGCGAGCGAGUCAAGCCGCCUGCUGCGAGUUGUGCUGCGCGCGGCGACAGAGCGCGCCACGCGGUGAAGCGCGCCUCUCGAGUCAUGGGAUCCGCGCUCGACGGCCCACACGGUCGCAGCGUCCGGCUCCGCAUGCUCCUCCUCAGCGCAUGAGUGUGCACGCCAUGACUGCAGCCUGCGCCGGUAGCAACGGCAGCAACGUUGGCCCGCUCUCCGGUUACUUGGUGCAGCGGCCUGGCGGCGCCCUGGCUCGUCUGAAGGGCAGACGGAAGCGUUGGUAUGUCUUUGACCAACACAGCUGCUGUUUGCAUUCCUACAAGAAUGACUUGGAUGCUGCAGCAAGAAAGCCUCCAUUAUUCAGCAUCGACCUCCGUAAUGCUGCCAUUUCUUUCCUAGUGGAUGAGGAAAACUGCUUUGUCAUUCACUCUGGAGCCAAGGAGUAUGUCUUUGUGGCUGGAAACCAUGAGUCAAUGAUGGCAUGGGUCAUGGCCCUACAGGCCAAGAGAGACCUGUGCCGGGAGCAAGAGCCAGUUAAUUCUGCACAAAUGGAGGAAGAUGACGGUGCGAAGAGAAAAAUAUCUCUACCGGCUGGUGUAAGGAUCAAUGAGAGCAGGACACCAAGGCAGUGUGAUGAAAAUCAAGGGACAGCUGGCCACAGUCUGACACCUCACCAUGAGCAAUGUGACAGGAGACUUUCUCUACAACACUGGAGAGCUAAGCCCUGGCCAAUAACACCUUUUGCGCUUGUCAACCAUCACCCUACAAUUGAGGACAACUGUUCAUCACAUCCUGUCACUGCCAUGUGUGCUACUCUGGAAGAAAACACUGCCGAGAUGCGAAAAACAGACAUUCAGCCCAUCUCACAAAAUAGGAUGCCUCUUCUAUCAACAUCUUCAUCUGAAUGUGUUUCUGCAAUGCCUGGGCCCAUUCAGUGUUGUGCUCAACACCGUAAAGACAGUGGUACUGUGAUACUGCCACUGCGAUGUAGAGAAGCCAGUGGGGGAAGGAGUCACUACAGGAGGGCACCACUACGGAGGGUCAGUCACCACGGUAGCACGUCCGACUGUGAGUCAGACUCAGAUGCUGUGGAUCGCAGUGGAGCUGGACGUGAUUGCGGAGGAUUCUCUGCAGCAAUGUGGGAGCGCAUUCGUUUCUUGCGCAUGGCAAGCUCUGAAUCCACCAAAGACAGCAGCAGAAACCAGGAGCGAGCAGGGUCAGUAGAGAGCAAGAGGUCACUAUCUGGGAACUCGGUGUCAAGUGAUUCAGCCAUUGGUCAUGGAGACUCUGCCCUCUCACUGCGCCUGCAUGAGCUGGAAGCUGAGCUGAUGGCCACAAAAUGUGAGCUGGCAAAAGCUUUGAACCGAGAGACAUCUCAAAAGAAUACCCUUAUUGAACAAGACAACCUCAUUGCUGAGCUACAACAUCGAAUCCAUUGCCUUGAAGCCAGUGGGGAUGAUUUGAGGCCGAAUGCAAGGGGGAACAACUUGAACAUACAACGAAUGAAUGAUAAAUGCUGCAUGCUACAGAGUCAUAACCGAUUUCUGAAUGAGGAAGUUCAGAAUUUGUCAAGGUUAUUGCAGCAACAACAGUGCCAUGCCAUAACUUACCAAAACUGCCUACAAGACCAGGAAAAAGAGAUUGACCAAUUGAAGAGAGACUACGUCUUCCUUAUGCAGUCAGCCAUUAGGAUGCGUUCCAUGGAAGGACCUGAAGUCAUGGAGGUAUACUUUUAUGGUGGACAAAGGCAUGCAGCUCGUGUACUCCAGCUGUUGCGGGAAGCCCGUAUGUCAAACCCAGGUCUUCCUACAUAUGACAGCCAGAGCAAGGUGCUACAACACACGGAUGCCUUAGGCUUUCGGCACCAUUACACUGAGGAGAGCCUGGCACUACACUACAUCUGUCGCCAGCUGCACCUUCACUACCAGGAGCGGCUGCCCUCAGCUGCCCACCACCUGUGGCGCUGGCGCCAGUACCUUCUGCUUUGUGGUGACAACCUUAUCAGCACAAAAGAACUGAAGAGCUUGGUACGGCAAGGUGUUCCUGCUGCAUUCCGGAGCCAAGUCUGGAAGGCACUGUAUACCUGUCGAGUGGCUGACAUCAUGGAAGACAAGGGCAAGAACUACUACAGCAACUUAUGUUGUCAAGCAUCUGAGUCUGAGGUGGUGUCUCAGAACAAGCGGCAGAUAUCCCUUGACCUUUUACGGACGUUGCCAAAUAAUGUUCGAUUCAGCAGCCCAGAUGCUGAUGGGAUACGCAAGCUGCAGGAAGUUCUCCAAGCCAUUUGCUUGCACAACCCUAGCCUUGGAUAUUGUCAGGGCAUGAACUUCCUGGUUGGAAUGUGUCUGCUUUUCAUGGAGCCUGAAGAUGCCUUUUGGUGCCUUGUGGGCAUUACGGAGCGCUACUUCACGGCCCAUUACUUCGACCACAGCCUCGUAGGGGCUCAGGCAGAUCAGGAGGUUCUCAAGACACUGCUGCGUGACAAGCUGCCAAGACUGCACCGGCACUUGGCACAACUUGACAUUGAGCUCUGUACCGUCACCCUCAACUGGUUCCUUGCCAUCUUCUUCGACUCCGUUCCCUUUGAGACAUUGCUACGCAUCUGGGACUGCUUCCUGCUGGAGGGCCCCAAGGUGCUGUUCCGGUUCUCGCUGGCUAUCCUCAAGAUGCACGAAGAAGUGCUGCUCACAAAACAAGACACGGUAUCCAUUAUGCGCCAGCUGAAGGCCAUCGCCCGUCUAUGCUACGACGUCGACACGCUCAUCAAGGUUGCUUUUGAAGACUUGGAGCCUUUUCCAAGGCGGCAGGACAUCGCGGCAAAGCAGGCCUGCUUCCAAAAGAUACUCAGGGAACAGUCGAAGAAGCGGGAGCUUGAGAAGCACAGUGUUUUGUCCAGAGACAACACUGUGGCCACCGAUGGAAGCUGCUACGGGGACAACGCACUCAUUAUUGAAUCUGCAGCUGCUUGUGACUCAGAAACCAUAUGGGUGUGUCAUGCCAGCUCGAACUUGACCCGACUUUCCCGCGUGAACUGCGAAGACAGCGUGAUGUACAGGCUGAAAAUUGAGAUCGAGGCUCGAGUGAUCUGUAUGCACGCUCUAGGCCACGACGUGAUGCUGCUGGGCACCCUGUCCCACUUCGUGCACGCCUACAGUACACGCACCAGAGAGAUGAAGUGGGAAGCCCAGCUGAAUGAGUCUGUCCUGAGCCUCUGUUCCUACGAAGAGGACGACCAGUGUCAAGUGUUCGCAGGCUUGGCGGACGGCACCAUGGCUGUCAUUGAGAAUUUCUCGGUGCAUGUGGCCAAGCCCGACGUGCUGUAUAUCCACAUCGGCAGCAGUCCUGUCACCUGCUUGAAGUUGGUCGACAAAAGGCUCUGGUGUGCCACGGGAAAUCGGAUCAUCAUUCUUAGCGCCAGGACGUUGGACACUGUGGACCAGUUUCAAGUGUCGCCCAGCAGCCUGGACUACAUAUCACUACUCCAGCCAUGCUCAGCUGAGGACCCCGCGGCCGACCACUGCGUCUGGCUCGCGCUGCGCGGCUCUUCCGUACUGCAGCUAUGGGACGCCCAGGCCCUCACCUGCAAGAUGCUCUACGACGUGCGCGACGACCGCUACCCUCGCUCGACCAGGCAACAAGAGGAAGACAACGAGCUGAAUCCGGCGCGCGUCACGGCCCUGUUGUCUCUGCCGGGCAGCGUGCUCGUGGGCACAGCUCAGGGUUUUCUUAUUAUCUACCACCUGGUGCCGCGGUGUUUGGCCGCAAGUGACUGCAGAACUGAUUCGAGCACCGAAGUUACGUCGGUUGCCAAGUUCGGACCCGCACCAUCGCCGACAAUGGACGACCGAGUCGCUGCCCAAGAAUCCGAAGUGAGGGCUCGUAACGACAGCGGCUACGUCACAUCCACCCACAAGAAUGUUACCAAGUCUGCUGAUGCCACGUUGACUGCGUAUAAAAGCGAUGAUGGCGUUAAUGAUACGAGCGGCAGCCAGCAUUCAUUCCGCACGGUGAUCAGCAAAUCCACUAGUUGCCUAUCGUCUUCACCGAGGAAUACAUCAGAGGAGGAAUCUUCCCCGGGUUCUAAAAGGCGCAACGUAACUAAGAUGAACGGCCUCAAGGAGGAUGUUGAUGCUACACAGGAAGAGGCUGGAGUAGAAACAACCCAUGGUAACCUUGACGGUCGUAGAGACAAAGAGGCCACGCGAGACAUCCGGCAGGGCAAGGGUAAUUCUUCUAGAUCAUCGACGGGUUUUGCGAAAGAUAUAGAAUCGUCGGGAGAGAGCCACUUGAAUGACGGGGAAGGCAAAAAGAGGAACGGAAGCCUCGUGGAAGGCCAACUUUGUCUUGCAUCGUCUCCGGGUCGAAAGAUCUGUCGGCGCAUUAUGGAUCCAUCUGAGAUCAGCAUUUGUCCCGUGACUGAAGUGUGCAAAGAAGACUCGCGCAAGUGGAGUCUCCGGACGGCAGAUAGUUGCGUGUCCAUGAUCGAGUUGGCGGCGCCGUUGCGAAAGCAGUCUUCAUGGAGCUCCACCAACACCACACUCAGCCAUGUGCUGAAACGACACAACGCCAGCGUCGAUUGUCUCCCUGCUUGGCUCAGCCGGGACACACUCAGUUCAUCCCUGACGAGCGACAGCUACGACUUCGACGACUUCUUUGUACAGUACGCUGAUGACGGAGUGUCUACGCUGGCUGGCCAGGACUCCCAUGUGAUCCCUGCCUCCGCCUGUUUCGCGAAUGAAGAGGCACAGCGGCUGCUUGAACGACUAACCGUGCCUACAGUGUACCUCACGCUGGGCAGCCAGGAGGAGCGCUCCAGCACGUGUUCCUUCUGGACGGAGAAUGAUGACGGCGCCGAAACAUCCACCACUCAUGAUGCUACCACUAGCGAGUGGCCCGAGGGACCUUCAUACGAUGGCAACCAGCCAAGCAGCGACUUAGGCAGCAACAUCUCCUUUAGCAGCAUGGACCCACAGUACGCAUAUGAAAUGCUUGUCCAGGAGAAGAUCAAGAUCUCAGACAAGGCCAUCCGCUGCCUCGUUGAAUUGAGGCGUAAAGGCGGCUCUAUAGUUAUCAGCGGAGCUGGCUGCUACGGAGAUGAUGAAUCGGUUUUGAAGUGGACCGAGGAAGGUGAAGAGAAACUCUGGACGAACGAUCCGGUGAUCGAGGUGUGUCCGUACACUAACACGAUCAAGCCGUCGCCGUACACGCGGUCCCGACUGCCCCGAAAGGUGUCAGUUGCACAGACGAACGGGCAGGCGCGGACCGUAGACGGUGGAGCCGUGUCGAUGACGAAUGGCCCUUGCGGAGGUGGCCUCAUGCACCGCGGACGCAGCAGACCGCUCCUCGAGGCGCCCAAGGCGACCAGCUCCAUGGGCGCGCGGCUGGCGCGCAUGCAGAGCAUGUUUGUCAAGAGCAUUGAGAAGAGCUAAUCAAGCGCCUGCACCUCGCGUGUGUUCCAGACUCGGGCUUGCACUGUCCGAGGGCGGCUCCAUGCUGUUCGACUGCUUGAUUGUAUGAACGCUGCGCGCACGUGUGCGGAAGCUGUAAGCUAGAAGAUUUCACUUGUCAGCGUUCUCACAGAUGGAUUAUUGCGUGCGUCAGACAUCGGAAGAAAUUAUUUUUCAUCCUUUAUGAAGGGGUUCUUGCUAUGAAAGCACCCUGUCCAGCCUUGUGCAUACUAUCUCUGUUAUAGGAGCCUUGUUAAACGCUGUUCAUCAUUCAAGCUGAGCCAAUUAGCGUCGUCACAAUCGUGACACUAGAGCUAAGACCCAUGAUAAGUGCAUUGGGAAUGCCACUGGAAUAAAGUAAUAAAUAAUGGAAUUAGCCGAAAUAAAUGAAAUGUACGGGUUCAUGCACUUUGUUACCGCUGGUGGUUCGUUGGUUCUUUUUAAUUUUGUGAACUUGACCUUUCAACCUGUCAAACAUGUUCUGAUUCUUCGAUUGUAACCUCUAAUAAUUUCUAGCCCGUUUCUUAACAAUAUGUCCACAAGAACGUUUAUAUAAGUAGCCGUUAAAGUAUAGUAUUGCCUCUAAUGUUGUUAUUGCAGUCGUUUCGGAUUAACGUAUCCUUGCUUACACGAGGUCUCUAGACUCCCACCCUUGACAUCAGGAUAGCGGACAGAUUUAAUUGCUAAGCACGAAGUGACGAAAAUGUGAACGUGACAAGUGCCCCACUGUCCUUCUGGCAUUCGCCAGUGAAUGUAUUGGUUGUCAGCAUAUUGUGCACAUGUUACGGCCCCGCGACUUUAAACUCUGCGUUAUCUGGAUACGGUGUCCGGUGUGCAGCACAUGCGACUGCUUCGAUAGUCGGCCACUCGUGCACAACUACGUUUCAUCUUUCUUACAUUUUGCACCGAUGCGCCUGUGCGUAUCUUUCGCUAGACGAUUCAAGAAAACCCGCUAUUGGUGGCUGUUGCGCUUACCUGCGCACUUCUUUUGGACCCUGACGAAUAUGUGUCGAGUAAACAAUGCACUGAAUCGAAACACAGAAAUAGAUGAGCGGGGAUGUUUUAGGGUUCUUUCAAUCUGUAGUUAGUAAUGCCUUUGAUCAAUUUCUCAGCAAAUUUUUAGCUUCUGUCGUCAAAAACAAUAUUAAUGGGAAUAUGCAGCUGCAGCAUCCUUUCUAUGUUUCCGGGGCCGAAUUCACAAUGCUUCUCGUUCGUAAGUGCUAUUUGCGAUUGUCUGGCCUCUUUCGCUAAUUAUAUAUAUGUCCAGCGUGUGAGUUGACUGGAAUUUGCACCUACGAACAAUUCUAGCAUAAGAGCUUUUUGCGAAUAUGGGCCGUGAUCUUUUUCCGGGGCGAAAUGGGACAGCUCUCCUUGCUGUUUUCUGACCUACUGAGAAGUUGUAUCUGCACUCCUCCUUCCGCAGCCCUACACCCCAUUCCUACCUUAAAGCAUAAAUAAUACAUAGAGAAGUCGUGCUAGAUAGUUUGUUUUCUCCGAAAUACUGAGGAGCGUUGCCCAGUUAGACCAUUUAAACUGGCUUGUCAUUUAGGGUACCAUGACGGCAAAGCAGAGUAAGAAGCCGGACAGGAAGCAGCGGACAGGUCAAGGCGAUGUCCGUUCUUUCUUGUUCCGAUCUAGGCGCUAUUUUUUCGUCAUGAAGCUGUAAGCUCAAGUUCGGACGUUUCUGCACUUCCGAGAUUCUUUAAAUUGCUUCUCCAAAAGGUUGCGUCUUCUAUCCUGGAGACGAGAGCGUUAUCCUGCUUUGUCACCUAGCCGGUGAUUUUUUUUUAUACUGGACGUUAUGGUAAGCUGUCCAGUGCGUGCUAAUGUGUCCAGUGUCCCGCAAACAACAGCGUUAAUUCUUGCGAAGGAUAUUCGUCUCUCGGCUAAUCCCUUGUCCAGAUUCGUAGGUUUGGAAAAGCGGCCUUUCAAAAUGUGACGAUUUAGUCGUGUUAAGAUUGCCUGCUGUUUCAGAUCAGGGAAAGGUAAAUGCAUAAUAUCCUACAUCGUGACCCAUGCCCUUUACAUUGCAUCUGCCGCGGUGACAGCAUGCUGGAAUCGUCUUUCUGCGUCAUGCAGAGAUCACGUUUUCCCGCUUUUUUGUCACCACAUUUUUACCAAAAGCUGUGCUGGGUUGCCGAGCAUUCGGUCUCCAGGCACACUCUGCAACGGCAUGACCUUGCGAUGGUGAAGGAAGUCUUUGCCAUAUAUUGGUUCACAUCUAACUCGCCCGAACACAUUAAAUUGCAAAAUAACACGUGCCAAACUUGCAGUGUCAACAUGGCGUCCCGGUAUAUACACUGUCAUGGAGUGCGAGAGUAUUAAUACACACAAAAAAAGGAGGCGACAACACGCAUUGCUGGCUAGCAGCAAUAUUUGUUAUUGGAAGAAUGAAAAAUAUAUGUUUAAUAAAUUGUCACGAUGUCGCAACCCGAAGGCUGUUUAUAAACGAAAGGUGGCAAAAUUGCACAUGCAAAUGACCUGAUAGUCACGCGCUUCAAACAGGAACAAAAGCAAAGAAGUCCGGAAAACCACAAAGGCGCGACUGAACAAGGACACCAGAAAAUAAAGGCCAUGAAUAACGUAUGCGGAAGGUGAACAUGUGCAGAAUUUGACCAAUAUCUAGCAGAGCCACUUCGCAUACUUUCUGCGGGAUAAAUGGCUGACUGACACAGUUAGACACCCUUCAUUUUAUAUAAAGUAUGCUUUCAUUAUUUCUAUAUCGCCGUGUGUAAGCAACACCUUUCUCGCUUCCUUCAUCCGUGCCUUGGUCCAGUCGUGCUCUUACAGUUAUAAACCUGCAACAACAUGUCCAGUUCUCUGUCCUAGUAGUAUGCGAUGCGUAACAAGUGCCCAUCGCAUCGAGGCUGAAUUAUUGCGAUCCUACAUUGCCAGGAAAUAAUGCAACAUUUCAAUAUUGCACGACAUUGUCAUAGCUUCGGAUAUCGUAUCAUAUCCGUGCGAAGCACGACCCUACAAAUUCAGAGCUCUCACCUUUUACAUGGAUUGCUGUUCUGAUUGAAGUACAUUAGCUAUAGGAAGAUCGAAGGUCUUGUUACCACGCAAUUCAGUCCUGCUAGCUGAAGUCCUGCUAGCUGUGUGUCAUAAAAGGUCGUAUCUUAGUUGUAAGAGCCCAUGCAGGAAGUAUUCAUUUGAAUAAAACUGAAGCCGUCUAAGUAAACCGCCUGUACACUGCUGGGAGUCAUGUAUGAAAACUACCAGCGUUAUUUUAUUGUGUUUUCAUUCUUUCUAACUAAUCAAAGAGCAAUCGAUUACCAGCUGAAAUUUUAUGCGGGGCCCGCAUCUCUAUUGCAUGUACAAGGCAAAAUUUUCAUAGGCCGAAUUCUCAACGCUUUUCGUUCGCGAGAGCUGUCUGUCACUGGCUGACCGCUCUCGCUGACAUUAUGAUCGAUAUUUCGAUUGGCGGGGCCCCUUGCAUCUGUGUCCCCGCCUUCGUAUUGUUUAAGCACUUCCUUGUCGUGAAGCUCCUCGCCCUAUACGAGGUAGCUUUUCUUUUCUUUUCUUUUUUUUUUUGAUAAUAUGGUCUUCUGUGGCGAGUUCAGAUUGAUUAGGGGUUCGUGGGAUCGGAGUAUUUGGCCGCCACUUUAUGACCACUCUUGUCAGAAUAAGGCAUAGGGUAACGAAGUGCACGUAAGACAACGAAAAAGGCGUCAAAAUUAAGCUUGUAACAAAAGAGAUGUACAUAGUUAGCGUAGAGUUAAGCACGGAACAGUAAAAAUCUGUAAUUAGCGCAAAAGGAUGAAAUUAAACACAGAUGUGCACGUUCACACGGAGCGCGCCUUAAACCAGUACCAGAAGUGGGGCUUUACUAAACCAAAAAUAUGGGUUGAUUCCGAAGGUAGUGCAAUCUAAACAACAAACCGCAUGGCAUGCUAAUUCGCCCAAGAAGACCUUGCCUUUCUUCGAUGUCAACUGCUGUUGACUUGCAUUUGUUAUAAUUUUUGUUCGUCACCUGGUACAUCUCGCUACUUGGCGAAAAGGUAAUAUGGACAGGAGGACAAGGACAUCCGUCUCUUAACCCAUCUUAGAACGACCCUUUGUGCGUUGGAGUGUCUUCUUCGUUUCCACAUCUGGCGAUUUUGGUUCCCCGUGCGUGUGGUGCAUGACUGCGGCGCGCUCAAUGUUCCUGUGGGACUGGGGCACCUAAUUUUCGCGCCGGUGGCAUCUGUAAAAGAAUUAUCUUCUUUUUUUUUUUUUGAAGCAUGAACGCACUAUGGACAGGCGCUUCACACUUUUUUGCGAAGGGAGCCUCCCCUGCAUUCUUUACUUGUCAUUGGCUAUAAGAUCAGCUGUUCUUUAGCGAGGGAUGAUAAGAAAGCAAUAGAAUUGAGCGAAAGAACUUCCUACAUUAUACCGGCCUUUGUAAUAUGACUAAUUAAAAUGCAGACACAUGAAUUGUAUUAGCAUCAGUGAUAUUAAGCAUAAUCAGUUAGCUUACAGAAUACAAAACUAUUGAUGCUUUCUUGCCAGGACGUAAAACAAAACAGUUUGUUUCACCCGCAUAUAUAACCUUGGUUUGUUUCAAACAUGGCCUGCACAUUAGUUGCACCAUCCUACGUACAGUGAUUUUUUAUUCCGCACAUGUAGUAGAAGUGUAUGAAACAUGCGGAGCUCAAUAUUGUCAACGAUGUGAGCGUGUCUCUAGUUUGUAAAACAUAAAAAAGUAAACAUUUGAACGUUCAAGAAAUGCUAACCGGCUAUUCUUAUAUCUUUCGUGACAAGGUUUUAUUGUACUUGCUGCAUUGCCUUUGCAGCCGCCAGCCCGUUCCAUUCGGCGAUGAGUGUUUGACCAACUCGCCAGCCACCCCACAAAGAAUUUUAAAAGCAGCGAGUGUUAGAAAGAUAGGAUGUCAUAUUUUGUAGGGAUAUUUCAAUAACUAGCAAAGCUCUUUUUUGCGUUUCAGUUGUCAACCUUGCUGUUCAAAGCAGUACGUGCGUACCACGUUUGAUAAUAGAGGUAUGGGAUCCAGGUGUUCCCUUUUUUAAAAGUAUAAUCACUGACGCUGUUUGGCACUGGUGAAGUGCUAGACCGUGAUUAAAAACACGCAUUUCAGGUUAAAUAUGCGCUCUGCAUCUUCCAUCGUUCCCGCGUAGUCAGUAGCGUCUUGUAGUGGCGACCAAGGGAACAACACAUUUUUAAUAUUUAUCUCUGCGUAAGCGCUGGGAACGCCGUACGCUUAGGGCGAAAUGUUCAUUUCGUUUUCCGUGUCUUUCACGGAGCGCCGCGUCAGCGAUGAAGUUAUUGCGGAUGAAGAGAAAAUCACAGCUGCCCUAGUAGACACUCGUCGUAUUCUCGCACAGUUGCGAAAACAAUAAUGACUGAACCUGCAUCCGAAGCAGCACAUCCUGAGCUUACUCAUUUCUACUUGUUUUGUCUGUAUACGCAGGCAGCUCGGAUGGUAGGACCUGUCUCAUGUCACGUUAGAACAACUGCAUACUGGACAGGUCGGAACGAUUUCAUUUUGAGACAGGCGCGACAGGAUCGAGGACUCUAAAUACGCUGCCUCCUUGUCUUGCCGAGCGUCCUCGUUUCUAUCACGCCUGCCUCAAUACGGAUCACGUCACAUUGACAUCUACAUUAUCUCACCUUAGCACGAUAAAGUGCUAGAGACUUUUAGAAAUAGCUGACGCGAACAGCUUGGCGUACUCAAAUGAAGAAUCGUGAACGGUACUGGACAGGCGUAGAACCCAAACUCUGCUUUGGUUCUUUGUACGCAUGGUGUAUUAGGCACGCUAACUUUGCGUCUGCUAUUUCCAGAGCGCUGUUAACUUGUAGAAGCGUUAUUUUUUGGCACACGAGAACGAACGAGUACGAAACCAAUGUUGCUAUACUUUAGUAGAAAUUUGAGACACACUAUAGAUUAGUAUCACCUCGAUUUUCUUUUUCUGCCCUGUUUUGUAGCAUCAGUACUGUGACGGGAGGCCUUCGUAUUAAAGGCCUCCCUUGACUCGGGAGUCAAGUUUUGGUUUUGCAAAUGCCAGGUUCUGUUUCAACUUCAGGACAUAACAAUGACCAUUGCUGAAAUGCCAUAGAGCGUCAUAUAUAUAUAUAUAUAUAUAUAUAUAUAUAU